AUGCUACACUUGUUAUCUGUACUAGUACAAAAGGAUGAUAUUACCGCACUAGCCCAGUUUUAUGAUCCACCACUCAGAAGUUUCCUCUUUAUUGAUUUCCAAUUGGCUACGACUUUAAAGAAAUUCGGGAAAAUAUUGGACUCUCCUAAACAGAAGAAAGGACCUUAUAGGGGACUGGGUCAAAUCCCAAAACCCAAGGAGCUAGCAGAAGUAUUGGAUAUUCCAGUUGAAGAUCUAACCCCUGACAUCAAAAUUUGGGGAAAGGUACAAGGAAUUCCUCAAGAAUACUUGGAGAAGACUGCUCAAAUCUUCGCCAAGGCCCAGAAGUGGGAAGCCCAUAACACUAAUAUGGCAUUACUCAUUCUUGGAUUAGUGUUAUUUCCUAAUGUGGAAAAGCUGGUGGAUGUAGCAGCUAUUAGUGUGUUUUGGGUCGUUAAGGUUAAGAACGAAGAUCUAGUGUCGGCACUUCUGGAAGAUGUUUAUCACACCUUGCACUUACGCUUCGAAAAGAAGGGGGGAUUGAUGUUGUGUUGCAUACCGCUCCUUUACCAAUGGUUUGUCUCUCAUGUGUUCAAAGAUUCUGAUAUGGUUGAGAGGAUUGAUGGAUAUGAGUGGUCUCAAAAGUUGGUAGGACUCACAGAAAAUUCCAUUAUUUGGUAUCCUCAUGGUUUGAACGUGCGAGAUGCAAUUACUAGUUGUGGAGACUUUCCGAAUGUACCAUUAAUAGGGUCAAAGGGUUGCAUUAACUAUAAUCCAGUUUUAGCGGUGAGGCAAUUGGGUUAUCUUAUCACAUACAAGCCAGAUGACCAGUUGUUGGAAGGUUUUGUGUUUCAUGAUAUGGAAGACCCCAUUAUGCUGAGGAGGGUUGUCCAAGCCUGGGAAAAAGUUCGUUUUAAGGGACAAGACAAAGGAAAGGGCGUUAUAGGAGAUAGAGAACCUUAUUACCAGUGGGUCACAAAGAGAAGUCAAGAGGCUACUAUAGCGAAACUCGGGCGAGAAAAUGAAGAGUUACAAAUCAGCCUCCAACAAGUUUCAAAUGAAAGAAAUGAGAUGAAGUGGGAACUGGAGCCGAAAAAGGCUCAACUAGAGGCAACUGAGGAAAAGGUUGAUAAAGAAGAGCACAAGAGAAAUAAGGUGAAAGUGGGCAUAGAACAAGCUGACCUCUUCUUAGAAACUAUCAAAGAGCAGUUGAAACAAGUUGAGAAAGAAUGCCAAAAGAAUAAGCGAUGGUGGUUACGAGCAACAGAAGAAAAGAAAGAAGUUAGAGAGGCAUUAGAGGCUAAGAUACAUGAUCUUACUAUCUCUCUUAACAAUGCUGAAACCCACGCGGAGCACGUGCGCCGACUCAAGGAAAGAGCCCAUUUAUGCUUGAUCAUAUAUGGAAAUUGUUCAAGAAACUAA
This is a messenger RNA of Lathyrus oleraceus (garden pea), 1401 nucleotides long. RefSeq lists its product as uncharacterized. The record is from RefSeq and is a predicted model, not a curated record. The transcript has 2 exons. NCBI's taxonomy places the organism in Eukaryota, Viridiplantae, Streptophyta, Magnoliopsida, Fabales, Fabaceae. Bases 1 to 1401 code for a protein of 466 amino acids.